Messenger RNA from Strongylocentrotus purpuratus (purple sea urchin), 2209 nucleotides. RefSeq lists its product as uncharacterized. The record is from RefSeq and is a predicted model, not a curated record. The transcript is spliced from 2 exons. Lineage: Eukaryota; Metazoa; Echinodermata; Echinoidea; Camarodonta; Strongylocentrotidae. Bases 31 to 672 code for a protein of 213 amino acids. Gene Ontology annotation, molecular function: zinc ion binding.
ACCACCAAGGACACUGAAUAUGAUGUCGAUAUGGAAAUAGGGCAUUGCUCUUGUCCUGCUGGCAAAACAGGGGGCCCCUGCAAACAUCAGGCAGCAGUCAUAAAACAUUUCAAUGUUUCAUCAACAAAUUUCGUCCCGGUUGAUGACCCGCAGACGAGACUGCUUCUCUACAAGAUCGCAACAGAUGAUCUUCUGGCCCAGUUCAGAACAAUGUGCCAGGAGCUAGAAUUAAAGUUGGAGACGUCUCCGGACAUUUUCAUACCAGCAACCACAGCAAUGGUUGAAAGCUUUAGUCGGAUGAAGACGGACACCACUCUUGUAUCUGCCAUGCAUUCAUUUGGCAAGUAUGCUGGGGCAGCCAGGGCCUUAACAAAAAAAGGAAAAAAGGCCGAUAUGAAGCGCUUUCGCCUGAGCGGGAGUAAACACAUUGGUGUGCAACCAACAGCAACUGCUAGACGUAGAAGCCACAUGGGAAGGGGAGGAGCAAGGCUUCAUGCUGGUCGGCCAUCGAAAUCGUCCAACGUUCCAGAGCACGGCUACUCCAACAGCCAGCCAUCGCAGUCUUCUGCUGUGCUCCCUCUGCCACGUAGGCAAAGAGCCCCAGCACCACACAAUUUAAGUUAUGCUGUCGCCAAUAACCGAAGUCUUGGAAAAACUCAUAGUUCCAAAUGAAUUAGAGAAUUAUGAUGAUAUACAAAUAUACAAUGCAUUUUGAGGAUCUAGCUAAAACUAUGAGUUAAUGAAGAGGGAUAAAUUGUAACUAACCCAAGGGAAUAUUUUUAACAAUUUUCUAUACCCCAGGCUUGCUGAGGGUAUAGUAAAUUUGAUAAAAAUUUGCCUCGAGGGAAAGUUGUAGUUAUCCCUCUGAAUGCUCAUAGUUUGCUAGAUCCAAGAAAUAAUUGUGUAUUCAUUUUUAUAUCCCUCAUGAUACAAUAGUUAGUUGAAUAUCAAAACUGUCAGAACUGUCAAAAAACAACAUUAUAAGUCAUGCAAGAACUGUAAUGUCAACAUCAAAACUAAUUAAAGAUUGAUUUUGCUGCACAAGCCGUGAUGUAUGGUUUUUUAUAUGUUUUUUUAAAAGAUACGGAAGAAGCAGUGAUCAUAAAUGUACUACGUAUUAUUAACACUAUCAAACUCUGGGGCUUGCACGAAGAUCUGUGCGAUUAACAUGUAUUUCAACAUGUUCAAUGGAAAAUAAUGGUUGUUUGUAAGGUCAAACGCAGAGCAUAAGAAGCCAGUAUUUCAUGUGCCAAUUUUAAAUCAAUUUCAAGAUUGUAUAUAAUUAUGCUAAGUGGUACUACUCGCAAUAUGCAGUGACUGGUAUGUCGAUUCUCUUCAAAUUGGCAAUUUUACGCAUUGCAGAGAUCUCAAAAUCGGGGAGAAAGUUUUUCUCCCGCUCUCAAAUUUCAUUAGUGAAACUAUGCCUUUUUCGUGCCGUGUACAAUCUCAAUGUGAAUGAUGCACAUGAGGGAUACAAAACAGUGUAUUCCUGUUAUUUUGAGCAAAUAUAUAAUGAGAUGUUGAUAUGACAAUAUGAAAGUCCUUAUCAUCUGGUUAUUAUAGGAGUGGAUUGUACAGGUAAUGAUAACAAUAAUACAAAUUUAUAUACACUGACACAAACUAGCCUAUAAAAUGAUCUUUCCGAUUGUAAUUACAAAGACAUCCAUGUAUUUUCACAAUCUCAUUUAAGUUUUGGAUAUGGUCGUAGAGAUGUCCAUCUAUUUCUGAUGACUUUUUAUAUGGGCUAGUAGGAAAUCAGAAAUUUUGUAAACACUUGAAGUUUAUAUCAUCUAGAAUCAAUAGUUAAUAUUGUGUUGACGCUGGACGGUGUUUAGUUCAAAAAUAAUAAUUGAAUUUAUCUGUUGAGGACAGUUAAACAUAUUAUGAGACUUCCGUUUCCAUGAAGAUAUUUAAAUCUCUUAAAAUUACAAAUCUCUUAUUAUAUGGCUAGAAGUUUUGUAUACGAGUGGUUUUAUCGCAUGAAUGGCGAUGCAGAACUUAAGGCCUUGGGUAACGCAUGUUAUUUACAUGCUACUCCUCACCCAGGCAAAUCGCUGUUGUGAGCUUGUAUUGUGGAUGAAACUGUCUCAGAGUGAAUGGGAAAGGAGGGAGGGAGAGUCCCAAGUCCCAUUGGCUUGUUUUAGAUCAUGUUCUAACAGAAGGGGACUGUUGUAAAAAAAUAUUAUUAUCAUUAUUAUUAUUAGGUGGG